Molecule: messenger RNA, 1939 nt
Organism: Portunus trituberculatus (swimming crab)
Lineage: Eukaryota; Metazoa; Arthropoda; Malacostraca; Decapoda; Portunidae
Product: venom serine protease Bi-VSP-like
Exons: 10
Coding region: 182-1633 (483 amino acids)
Biological process (GO): proteolysis
Molecular function (GO): serine-type endopeptidase activity
Source: RefSeq, a predicted model, not a curated record
AGUCACCCUCCCUCAGUGACGCUGUGUCUCUCGUGGGGUGAGGGUGUACGCUGCUUCUUCUCCUCGAUUCUGCCACGGACCUUAUUCCACCCCCUGAGGAACACCUGCCCCCAGCUCACCUGCAGAUUAAUUAGCGGUGGUUCGUUACCUUUAGGGACGCUCGAGACUUGUUUCAGCAGACAUGGCAGUAGCAGGAGGCGGGAUAAGCAGGGUGGCGGUGGCGGUGGUGAUGGUGGCGGCGGCGGCUUGUCUCUUGGCGCAGGGGGGGGCGGAGGGGUCUUCCCUGAGUAGGCGCAGAAGGCAAGGUAAUGAGGCGCCUGUGGAAUCUAUUCUCUUCGGCGAGCCAGCCACGGAGAGCACUAGUGACUGUAGAACGCCCGAUCGAGACCCAGGAAGAUGCACGCCGCUGUCAGAAUGUGCUUCGCUAAUGAAUGGACUCACCUCAAACAGAACCACGGCUUUCUUCUCCUUCCUGCAGGCGAGUGUGUGUUACUAUGACGAAGCAACACCAGUCGUCUGCUGUGGUGACUUGGAAACACCCCCAGCUGGUGAGGAACCCCCAAUCACCACCACCACCACCACUUCCAUCACCUCUAGCACCACCACACUCCCUCCCAACACCACCACUGCCUCCACCACACCCAGCACCACCACUGCUAGCACCACCAGCACCACCACACCUGCCCCCACCACCACCACCACAUCUGCUGACACUACACCUGUGUCCACCGAAGUUCCAGAAGAAACCACCACCACCACCACCACAUCCACAACCAGCAGCACCACCACUAUCAGCACCACCACCACCGCCGCCCCGACCACCAUCGAGGCGUCAGUAGUAGGGGCAGACCUCUUACCUGAAGAAGAGACCUGUGGCAAUAGUGACGAGCUGGCCAGAGUGAGGAUUGUGGGAGGAACGGAGCCCAAGGAAGGCUCGCACCCUUGGCUGGCUGCCCUGGGUUAUGAGAACAGCCGGGGCGACAUUACAUUCCUGUGCGGCGGUGCUCUGGUCACCAAUCAACACGUGGUGACUGCUGCCCACUGCGUGAAGGACCGACCUGACUUGACCGUCAUUCGCCUAGGGGACCACGAUCUGCAGAGGGAGGAUGAUGCCAGCCAUGAGGACUUUGAAAUACUGAAGUCGACUCUCCACCCAGAUUACAACACGCCCACCUCCUUCGCCAACGACAUAGCGGUCAUCAAGCUUUCCAGGCCUGUUAGCUUCAGAAAGGAUUUGUUGCCGGUGUGUCUCCCUCUCUCUGAGUCUCUGCACAACAAGUCUUUAGUGGCUUUCUUCGGAUACGUAGCUGGCUGGGGCGCUGUGUCCUUCAAUAACGUGUCCUCGCCUAUUCUUCUGCACGUGCGCCUUCCCAUCCUGAGCGAGACGGAAUGUGCCUUGAAAUACCGCCGCUUCAGGAACAUUGCUGUGGAUGAGACGACCCUCUGCGCUGGUGUGGGAGGGACGGACGCUUGCCAGGGUGACAGCGGCGGCCCGAUGGUGGUGUUCCUGGAGGGGAAGUGGCGUCUGACAGGGGUGGUGUCCUUUGGUUUUCGCUGUGCCGAGCCAAAUUUCCCUGGUGUUUAUACAAGAGUCACUCACUACACUGACUGGAUCAUCAAUUCGUUAGACUAAUUUGGGAUGUGAAGAGAGGAAGGAAGGGAGGAAGAAAGAGAGAGAAUGAGAGAGGGAUAGAGUGAGAGAAUAUAUGUAUUGGAGAGGGGAAUAGGUAAGGAUGUGAGAGAUAGACAGAGGGAUGUGGAGAGAGAGAGAGAGUGUGUGUGAGAGAGAGAGAGAGAGAUGCACAAAUAAAGAAAAUAAGAGAGAGAUAAAGAAAUGUAAGAAACUAUAGGAAAUUUUUCGUUAGAUAUGUUACGAAGAGAAAAUAAAGAAAAUAGAAAAAAAAAGAAAAAUUUGAGAGAAUUGAAUCUAUAAAGGAAA